CUCCUUCAUAUCACUCCUUUCCCAACACUCAUAGACCGGUCUCAAGAAGUUCCAUCUCGCCCACAAUGCCUUUACCGAAAGAAGAAUACCUCAGUGAUUCCUGGAAAGAUGGCAUCUUCGCGAAUAAGGUCGUCUUCUGCACGGGAGGCGCUGGCACCAUCUGCAGUGCGCAAGUCCGUGCCCUGGUCCAUCUCGGCGCCAAUGCCUGCAUCAUCGGCCGCAACGUGGAGAAGACCGAGACGGUAGCCCAAGACAUCGCGACCGCUCGUCCGGGCGCCAAGGUCAUCGGCAUCGGGGCCGUGGACGUGCGCAAGGCCGACAGCCUGAAGGACGCGGCUGAGCGCUGCGUCAAGGAGCUGGGUGGGAUUGACUAUGUGAUUGCGGGCGCCGCUGGGAACUUCCUGGCUUCGAUCAACCAGCUGUCGCCCAAUGCGUUCAAGUCGGUCAUCGAUAUCGAUGUCCUCGGGUCUUACAAUACCCUGAAAGCGACGCUGCCGUAUCUGGUCGAGUCGGCUAAGAAGCACCGCGUGGACCCCAAUACUCUCAAGCCAUCGCCGCUGGGUACGGGCGGUCGAAUCAUCUUCGUCAGCGCCACCAUCCACUAUCGGACGAUGCCAUUCCAGACGCACGUCUCGGUGGCCAAGGCGGGUGUCGAUGCUCUAUCGCAUAGUGCGGCCAUUGAGUUUGGUCCAUUGGGCGUGACCUCGAACAUCAUCGCCCCGGGGCCCAUCGGAGCGACCGAGGGCAUGGAUCGUCUACUGCCGACCGAUAACAAGGAGGCCUACAUCAAGUCCCAGCCACUCGGGCGGAUGGGCUCCGUGCGCGACAUUGCCGAUGCCACCGUGUACCUGUUUGCCGAUACAGGCAGUUAUGUCAGCGGGCAGACCCUUGUUGUCGAUGGGGCCUCGUGGCGCAUGACAGCCGGGGGAGCAGCACAGGGUGCCUUCCAAUACCCGGACUUCCUGCUUUCGGGAGACGCUGUUCCUAAUGUCAAGGGGCAGAAGACAUCGAAGCUUUGAUUCCACGGUUAUGGCAGUGGAGACACGGACGUUUUAGAGCUUACGGGGCCAUCGCAAGCAGAUGCGUGAUUUCACCGUGCUUGGUGUAAACAAGAGCUGAUAUUCGACGGCGGAGGCCGAUAGAAGUAAUUGGAGAGGGGCGGGUUAAUGGUAGGAUCUUGUAUAUGGUUGUACGAUCAUGGUACUUUCCAGGGUAGGCAUAGGCAUAGGCAUGUAUAUAUGGCUGAGCGACAUUGUGGC
Aspergillus homomorphus CBS 101889 is the source of this 1259-nucleotide messenger RNA. RefSeq names its product SDR family oxidoreductase. Bases 66 to 1019 code for a protein of 317 amino acids. Lineage: Eukaryota; Fungi; Ascomycota; Eurotiomycetes; Eurotiales; Aspergillaceae. Gene Ontology annotation, molecular function: 2,4-dienoyl-CoA reductase (NADPH) activity. Gene Ontology annotation, biological process: fatty acid catabolic process. The transcript has 6 exons. The record is from RefSeq and is a predicted model, not a curated record.